AAUAUAAUUUCCCACCUUCUCGAUGAUCCCCAUUUCUCUUGCAAAUUAGGGUUAGCACGAUUUCUCUACGUUUCGCUGAAUCCGGACAGAAGAAAGGGACGACAAUGGCGAUGAGGAAGCUGUUCAGUGAGAUCAAGGGGAAGAAGGUGAAGGAACUCCCGAGCUACUUCAAGCCGAUGUUGACGCUUGAGAACAUCAAGAAUUCUGUGAAGAGAGGUCUCGACAAUUACAACGAGAAGUACAUUCAGACCAGCUCCGUUGAUCCUCUCCUUCAUGUCUGUUUCGGUGGCAUGAUCCUUUCGUACCUUGUCGCUCUUCCCCACGAGCGCCGCCACCUGGAGCAUCAGCAGCAUGCCAAGGAGCAUGGCGGUCACUGAUGUGGAGGAGGAAUCAGUUCGAUGCGUUCAUUACUCCAUGAUUUGAGAUUUGGCAGUGCAAACCUUUGUUCGGCAGUGAAGAUUAUGUUGCUCAAUUUCUUUUUUCAAGUUUCCUGGAUCUUCUUGACCAGAAGAACCUUUGUUUUGAUAUGUAUUUCACAUGCAAUAAAUGAAGCAUGAUGCCUAAACAUCGAAACUAUUUUUAUCGCAUAUGACAAUAGCACGGCCGGCGGUCGUUUAUGUCAUAUCAAAAUGCAGUCACUUAACUUAACAUAUUCAUUA
Molecule: messenger RNA, 659 nt
Organism: Tarenaya hassleriana
Lineage: Eukaryota; Viridiplantae; Streptophyta; Magnoliopsida; Brassicales; Cleomaceae
Exons: 2
Coding region: 105-377 (90 amino acids)
Source: RefSeq, a predicted model, not a curated record